This is a messenger RNA of Aphanomyces invadans, 5125 nucleotides long. RefSeq lists its product as hypothetical. Gene Ontology annotation, cellular component: actin cytoskeleton; vesicle; myosin complex. Gene Ontology annotation, biological process: vesicle transport along actin filament; actin filament organization. The record is from RefSeq and is a predicted model, not a curated record. The transcript is spliced from 14 exons. Gene Ontology annotation, molecular function: actin filament binding; ATP binding; microfilament motor activity. Bases 98 to 5125 code for a protein of 1675 amino acids. NCBI's taxonomy places the organism in Eukaryota, Oomycota, Saprolegniomycetes, Saprolegniales, Verrucalvaceae.
GUUCACCCACCAGCGCCGUGGCAUCCACAUCAAGUACCCAACGCUCGCUCACACGAGGAUCGCGUCCCGCCUGCACCGACACAGCUCGACAAGAGUCAUGGACGGCGAUCUUGUCAUGGACAGUAUCUACCGAGUGAACGACCUGUACUGGAAGAAGGAUAAUGAAGCGUCCGACGACUGGGUGCUCGUCAAGCUGACGAGUGUCAAUGUCGCAGAAAGCGUCGGCACGUGCGCCCUCAUCGACGAGCGGACAGGAAGUCGCAUGCCGAAUCAAACAGAGUCCGUGCAGCUCCACACAAUGACACUAUGCCCUGCAAACCCGCUCUUCACAACAUGCCCUGACAUGACGUCGCUGCGCUACCUCCACGAGGCAGCAUUGCUUAAAAACCUGUAUGACCGAUGGAUCUCGACUGAUCGGCAGCCAUACACGUCCAUGUCAAACGUCUUGAUCGCCGUCAAUCCGCUGCGGUACUUGAAGAGGCUCGAGAAAGCUAUGUUUGCGACGCAGUCGCUGGACAAAUCACCGCCCCAUCCAUACAACGUCGCUGAGAAUGCGUAUCGACAACUGCGCACGGUCAAACAGAAUCAAUCGAUCAUCAUCAGCGGCGAAAGCGGGUCUGGCAAAACAGAAACGUCGAAAAUCAUCUUGGAUUUCUUGACCGAGCGGUCGAAAUUCACGGGGGGUAGCGCGGGAGUACCGUUGCCACGGUCGAACCAAGACGAUGAAGACGAGCAUCCAGAGCGGGGCGGCAUGGAGCACAGCCUGGGAGAGCGCCUCAUGAAGACGAUCCCAAUUUUGGAAUCGUUUGGGAACGCCAAAACGCACCGCAAUCACAACUCGAGUCGGUUCGGCAAGUACAUGCGGCUCCAGUUUUCACCGGAUGCCGACCUCACAAGCAAUGCGCUGCACUUGACUGGCGCGUCCAUCGACACGUACUUGCUUGAAACGUCGCGGGUGGUGCACCCCCCCGCCGGCGAGCGCAACUUCCACGUGUUUUAUGAACUGCUCCGAUCCGGGGACGCCAAACUUCUGCACGAUCUUAAGUUGAUUCCGAAUCCGUACAUGUCCAAGGACGCCGACCGCCUCACGAACUGCGACGCGUGGCUCGAACAAUACCACUACUUGAAUCGUUCGGGGUGUACCUCCAGUCCAUUUGUCAACGACUGCGUGAACUUUCAGAAUCUCAAAGACGCGCUCGCGUUCGCCGACAUUAACGCAGUUGAACUGUUUCGAAUCGUGGCGGGGGUGCUGCAUCUUGGCAAUUUGCGUUUUGACGAAGAGGACACGGCAGAAGGAUUGACGGCACUGAUCCAUCGCGAAGAUGCCCCGGAGGCCGCAAUCGAUGUCAUUGCCGACUUGCUUGGCAUCAAGGUCGCCGAUUUAAUCGACGCGCUGCUCAAGAAGAAAAUAGAGCGUACGAAAGGGUCAUUCCAACGACGCGGGUCGGUCUACUUUGUCGGAAAAACGAAGCAGCAGGCAUCGUAUUCGCGAGACACGGUGGCCAAGAUGAUCUUUGAACAGGUCUUUACCGCUCUAAUGUUCCAAUGCGCCGAAAUCUUGGAGUACAACGUCGCGCUGAGGGAAGAACUACCAUAUAUUGGCGUGCUCGAUAUAUUUGGGUUUGAAGACUUCGAGCCGAAGAACCAAAACUCGUUCGAGCAACUUCUCAUCAACUACGCCAACGAAGCGCUGCAGAGCAUGUUCAACCAGUGCAUUCUCAAAGCUGAACAGGAACUAUACCAAGCCGAGAACAUUUGGGCCCCUCAAAACGCCCACAACGACUCGACCAAGGCGGCCGUCUCGUACGACGACAACCGGGAGUGUCUGACCUUGAUUGCCGACCGCCGGGAAGGCAUCUUGAGUCUUCUCAACAUGGCAGGGCGUUUGGCUGGUCAAUCAGACCGGAAAUUCAAUGAAAAGCUCCACACCGCAUUCAAAAAGCACCCUUGCUUUGUCGUACCCCACCCUCGCGACGUCCCCCACAUGUUCUGCAUCAAGCACUACGCCGGCGUCGUGCGGUACCACGUUGAGGGUUUUAUUGAAAAGAAUAACAACGUUGCGUCACCCCAGUUCAAGGAACUCAUCGCUGGGUCGACGCUGCACCUCUUGAAUUUGUCGGCAUCGUACGCGCCGUCGAGAACGCCACCAGGAAGUGUGUCUGAGAUGUUUGCGCAUCAAAUGAAAGGCCUCGUCGUCGAGCUUGACUCGACGCGCAACAACUUUAUUCGUUGCAUCAAGCCGAACCCUGCCAUGGACGUGAACGUGUUUGACCGACAGAGCGUCCUCGAACAAUUGCGAUGCUCGGGAACCAUCCAAGCGUGCCAAGUCCUCCAAGUGGGGCUGCCGACCCGUGUGUCGUACGAAGAACUCGUGUUCAUCUACUCGGACUUUCUCGGCCAGUCGUUCAUGGAGCGUUUUCGUGACAACGAUCGAUUCUUUACCCAAGCACUGUGCAACGUCUUGGACUUUCCGACCGAUGCGUUCCGGCUUGGUGAUACGCGACUCUUCUUCAAGACGGGGAAGAUUCACCUACUCGACAGUGUCUUGGCUGUCACGCCGCCCCUCCCCCCAGCGACGCUCAAGGAACGCCUCGUGUCGUACCUAGCCAAGUCGCGGUGGGUCAGUGCCGCAACCAAGGUUGUGGUGCUUCGAGCGUACGAGAACUUGUAUUGGAACUGUCGUCAAGGCCGGUGUGCAAUCGUGCUGCAGUGUUGGUUCCGCCAGCAGUUGGCCAAGAUGCACGUCGCCAAAAUGCGCACGCUGAAUCGUGUGUCGCGCAUGUGGAACGUCGUGGUCUACAAAUUGCAAGUGCGCGCGGCUUUCGAUCGAAGCGUUGAGGACAAACUCGAGCUGUUGAACGUAUUGUUGCAGCACAAGACACUGCCGCCACACGCCAAGUGGCUCCUCACGUGGCUGGGUCCAUUACAGCGGGCAAUGUACGUUCGCAAGCUCGGACGGGCGGCGUGCGUGGCAUAUCUGGCCAAGCGCGCGUUUUCUUCCUUGCUCGAGAAAGUUCAACGCCAACGUGCUGCGGUGAAACUUCAAUCGCAGUUUCGUCGGGUGAUGGCGACGAAACACUUUCAAAAGAUGGUCGAGCGACAUCGUGCGUGCAUGCGGUGGGCUCGCAUCCGCAUGACCACUAAGGUGAACAUAUGCUUCUUGGCCAUGUAUCGCCGAGCCCACGUGAUGGGCUUGGAACGAAGCGUAUCCCACCUGAUGGUCGACAACGACCGACUGACCAAGGCCAAUGCUCAAAUGACGGAAAAAAUCGCGUCGGUCGAACUGAUGGCGGUAUCGUGGGCCGCCAAGGAAGCGGCACUUGCACAGACAGUCGAAGCGCUGGAGCUAAAAGCGCAAACGGAUGCAUUGAACCUGUCGGCGAAAGACGCUCAGGUCGACGAAAUGGCCAGGAACCUACAAUCCCUCCAACAACAACUAGACCAUGCCAUAUCAGAUCGAACCGUCCAAGCUAGUCUUAUUCAACGACUUGAAACUACCAACGAAGCAUUGGCUGCAUCGUCCAAAGAACUCGAGCAAAAAUGCGAAGAGCUCGACCAAAUGUUUGCGCUGUCGAAAGAGCACAAUGCAACGCUCGUCUUGGAAAGUAACCAGCGAGUCGAUGCGUUUGUGAGCGAAGUAGAUGCGCUUCAGAACAAGAUGAACGACGCCCAGCACGACAUCUGCCUCAAGACGGCGCAAAUUUCAGAAUUGGAAGUGUACAACGCAAAGCUGACAGAUGAGAACGAUGCCCUCAUGACUCAGUUCGAAGCCUUGGAGCUAUUGCACGAGCGCGAAAUUGCGAUGCAAAUGUGUCAAGUCACCGAGCUCACAGCUGAUCUGAACGCGCUUCGUCUUGUGCUGGCCGCAACGCACGAACAACUUGAGUCCCAAUCGAUGUAUGCCACGGAGCUUGAAGGGAUUCAAUGGGGUAUGUCGAACAAACUCCAAGAGCAAGAAGUGGAUGUUGCAGCGCUCCAUGCAUCAGUGGUCGACUUGGAGGCCAGUCGGCUGAACGCGGAAGGCAAAGCAGCCGAGUUAAACAAUACCUUGGCUACCUUGCGCUUGGAGCUAGACGAAGCGACUCGAUCGCAUUUGGCCCAGUCGAAUCAACUGACGAUUCUAGAAGCCAUGAACAAUGAGUACAAGGAAGAAUGCUUCCAACUCAAGGAGAACAUGCGGCGAAUGGAAUCGGUGUUGGCCGAUUCCAAAGAAAAGGAACUCGCGUUGGCCUUGGAGGCCCAAAAGUCCGCGAGUGACGCCCAGAUUGCGGUGUUGGAGGCGCAGCUCCACAAUGUCCAAGCGCAACUGGCGCAGACGGCGGCUGAAGUAAAACGCCACAACAAGUCUGCCGAGACGUUCGAACAGUUUAAAACCCAAACGAACAUUGACAACAGCACGUUGCGUGAAAAGGUCGUCACGUUGACGACGUGCUUGGAAGAGAGCAAGGCAAGGGAGGUGGCGAUGGACGAAACCUUGACCAACUGCGAGACGGAAAUCCGCGCCCUGACAAACCAGCGUCAAGUCGACCAACUCCGUUUGGGCGAAGUGACUCGAGAAUUGCAAAUGGCGCGACAAGCGCUUAAGGAAAAGUCGGCUACGGUUGAGGAGCUCGAAGACGUUCGAGAACAACUCGUACAAGCGCACGCGACGCUUGCGGACGAGCUCCACAUGAUAAAACAGAGCCAGUUGGUGUCCAAGCAAGUCGAGGCGGAAUUGGACAGCCAGCUGACCGAGAGGUCACAGCAGGUGGUCGAGCUUGGAUCAGAGUUGCAGCAAAUGCAACUUCGCCUCGAUCAAGUACAAGAGCGCAUCGCUGUGAAGGAGGUCGUCGUGCUGGCGGAAGAAACAAUGAAGAUGCAACUGAAGAAGGACAACGCUGUGCUGGCCCAGAGAGUCGCCGAGUCCAAGAAGGCCAUCCAUGACGUCCAUCUUAGUGAGCUGGACUUGUCAUCUCAACUUUCCUCCAAGAACAUCGAGAUCCUGUCGCUGAAAUCUCAACUCGAGAUCAGUCAAAGCGAAGUGAAAACCAACGCAAAGCAAGUGGAGACGCUGCAGCAAAAGCUUGCUGUACGUUACACUCGCCGGCUCCCUCAAUUCCCACUUCCUCACUUCGCACAUAACUAG